This is a messenger RNA of Paracoccidioides lutzii Pb01, 201 nucleotides long. RefSeq lists its product as hypothetical. Bases 1 to 201 code for a protein of 66 amino acids. The record is from RefSeq and is a predicted model, not a curated record. The transcript has a single exon.
AUGGCAGAAGUUCUUGCUAAGUCACCAGAUGAAUUGCUCCUGGAGGGCAGAUUCGCCAAAUUUGUCCUCGGCAGCCAGGAAGACGAAGGAACUCUCUUCUCCCACUCCCAAUCCAACAUUAUCAUGACUGCCCAGCUAGCUAUAUAUACAUCAAGUCGAAUUUCUUCCCCAGCGCAAACAACGCGCACAUCGCAGAACUAA